AUGUCUAUUCUAGCAUACAAUGGUGGUGCUGUAGUUGCUAUGAAAGGCAAGGAUUGUGUGGCGAUUGCUACAGACAAACGCUAUGGUAUCCAGGCCCAGACUGUAUCUACAAAUUUCCCAAAAGUAUACCAAAUGGGUCCAACACUCUUUGUUGGCCUUCCUGGUUUAGCAACUGACACACAGACAGUGCAUCAAAGGUUGAAAUUUAGAAUGAAUUUAUAUGAACUAAAAGAAAACCGUGUGAUGAGACCAAAAACAUUCUCAGCAAUGCUUUCAAACUUAUUAUAUGAGAGACGCUUUGGUCCCUACUUCAUUGAGCCUGUCAUUGCUGGCUUGGACCCCAUUGAUAACAAACCUUAUGUCUGCAAUAUGGAUCUGAUUGGUUGUCCUAAUGAACCUGAAGACUUUGUAGUGUCCGGUACUUGUACUGAUCAGUUAUAUGGUAUGUGUGAAGCUCUGUGGGAACCCGACCUAAAGCCUGACGAGUUGUUUGAAACCAUUUCACAAGCAUUAGUGAAUGCAGCCGACCGUGAUGCCAUCUCUGGUUGGGGAGCUGUGGUGUACAUUAUUGAGAAAGAUAAGAUUACUGAGAAACAUGUUAAAACAAGAAUGGAU
Molecule: messenger RNA, 615 nt
Organism: Brenthis ino (lesser marbled fritillary)
Lineage: Eukaryota; Metazoa; Arthropoda; Insecta; Lepidoptera; Nymphalidae
Source: the annotation of a GenBank genome assembly